UGGAAGCCGCGCGUGGGCCUCUCUUAAUAACAUUACAGGCCCACAAACCCAAGUGGAUGAAGCCAGACACAUCAACCGAUCCGAUAUGAUUGGUUUAGGUCUAACACCUCGCAUCUCGUCUCUCUUGUUUCCCAAGUAUUCAACCCUAAUUUCGAGCACAAUGUAUCUCCCAGAGGAAUUGGUAGUGGAGAUACUCGCUAGGGUUUCAGCGGCUUCUCUGGCACGAUUGCGACGUGUAUCCAAAGGAUGGAACGCUACAAUCAAUGAUGAGAAAUUUGCGAAGAAGCGCUUUUUGCUGCGGUCUCAUGCUACUGUAAUCAUGCUGGUUGAGCAUAGGGUUUAUCUAGUGAGCGUCAAUCUCCACGAAGUUCACAACAACAUGGUUAAGGUAAAAUAUCAAUUGAGCCUUAAAGAUCCACUUUCUAAAUCUUCAGAAGAAGUUGAUAUACAUGAUAUCUUUCCUUGCGACGGCUUAUUACUAUGCACCACCAAAGACGAUAGACUGGUUGUUUGGAAUCCGCUUUCACGUGAAACAAGGUGGAUUCAACCAAAAAGCACCUACAAUAUAUUAGAUUACUUUGCUCUCGGUAAAUCCUCAUGCAACAAGUACAAAAUCUUGAGGAUGGAUCAAAUUGGUAAUAUUCACCCAGACUCACUUGAGUUCGAAAUCUAUGACUUUACCUCUAAUUCGUGGAGGGUUGUUGGUAAGACUACAGACUGGUUCAUACAACCGUGGCAGGGCCGUGUCAUGUCUGUGAAUGGAAACGCUUACUGGCUUGCUUGUAGGGAAGGCCAUGGAGAUUUCUUACAAAGUUUUGAUUUUUCAACAGAGAGAUUCAAAAGGGUGUCUCUUCCGGGUGAUCAUCAUUCUUAUCAGGUUUUCGGCUUAUCAGUUACUAGAGAAGAGCAACAACUUUGUUUGCUUACUCAGAACAACUCGAAACAGAGUCCAUAUGCAUGGAUCGAACCUGCUGAGGAACCUAGGAUAAAUGUAUGGAUCGCAACUAAGAUUGAGAGUAACGGAGCCGCGUCAUGGAUCAAGUUUAUAUCAUUUGAUUUAGACAAUAUCCACCAGCGUUUUUGCUUUCUUAAUGCGAUGAAUUUCUUGGUCGACCCGGAGAACAAAGUUUUACUGUGUCGCGGUAAAAUUUGGGUCUCCAAGACCUUCUUAAACAUUUUGGGAGAAAAUAAAUCCAUACAAGUGGAUCACCAAGAUAGCGAAUCUGUAUGCUCACUUCUCGUCAAUUAUGCUCCAACUUUGGUUCAAAUCCAACAAGGUUCUUUAGUGUGAUUUAUUAUUGU
Molecule: messenger RNA, 1302 nt
Organism: Arabidopsis lyrata subsp. lyrata
Lineage: Eukaryota; Viridiplantae; Streptophyta; Magnoliopsida; Brassicales; Brassicaceae
Product: putative F-box protein At4g10190
Exons: 1
Coding region: 86-1291 (401 amino acids)
Molecular function (GO): protein binding
Source: RefSeq, a predicted model, not a curated record